Drosophila guanche is the source of this 1050-nucleotide messenger RNA. RefSeq lists its product as uncharacterized. Bases 20 to 1030 code for a protein of 336 amino acids. Lineage: Eukaryota; Metazoa; Arthropoda; Insecta; Diptera; Drosophilidae. The record is from RefSeq and is a predicted model, not a curated record. The transcript has 4 exons.
UAUUAUAUAAAACACGAGAAUGCCGCGCCAAAAGCCCACAACCACAAUCGAUGUGGUGGGGAACUUGGAUCUGCGUCCCGAGCAGGCCGUUGGCGACUAUCGCGCCUCUCGCCAGCAGGACAAAUACUUUGUCAAACCUCCCAACUGGGACUCGGCUGGAGAUUCGAUUGAGUUGCUCUACACACAAAAUCUUCGCGAGAACAAUGCGAUGAAGGAGCUGCAGCAGGAGAUGCUUCAAAAUGCAAAGCGCCAGUCCCAGGUCGGCAAUCAGCGCAUUCGGAAGAUGUACAGGAUGCAGGAGAGACUCAGGAAGCGCUUCAUCGAGGUGAACAGCUUCUUCAAGGACUGCGUGGACAAGAAGCAGGCAGCGGACAAGGUCAUACAGCAGCAGCGGGAACUGCACGUGGAGCUGAACAAGGGAAUCGAUUCCUUCAAGAGCUCCAUUGCCGUGCUGAAGGCAUUCCGCACUGAUCUUCAGGCCACGGUGGCCGAGUUUCAGCCCUACGAGUGCGUCCUUCAGGACAUAGUAAAAGUUUCCGAUAUCUUUGUGACACCCAAGGACUGCAUCGAUCGCUGCGAUGCACUCAUGCUUGCCCAGGUGGAGAUCAGCCAACUGCAGAGCCAGAAAAUAGAGGAAAUCAAGCAGAUGCGUCAGCAAAUGUUACAUGUGACCAGCAAGGCGGCCCUCACCGUGCUGGGCCUCAAGACCGAUUUGGGCAGACUGGAGCGUUCGUACAACCAGGCGAGUCAGAUGUGCCUCAAGUGGGAGAAGAUUCUGAGCAGCUGCAAGGACGUCAUAGCCAACAACAAUCUGGACAAGGAACGAUCCAUCGACUGCAUCGUCACCCUGUAUAAAAUGCUGUGCAAGCGGCGGGACAUAAAGCCCAGUCUACGUACCUAUGAGCUGCCCCUUAUACUGGACUUUAUCAAACGGGAGUUGAGUCUCUGGAACGACGUUAUUCGGGAGAUUGAAGCUGCGCCCAAGGCCAACAAGAGCGAUGCCGUGGAUCUCGAAGGAGCUUUAUGCUGAUGGAGUAAUGAUUAGUUAUU